AUGCCCGGCGUGUCGGGCCAGAACGGUAGUCCUACGAGACGCUCGAAUCUGCUGCAAAGGAUCGGCAUCGUGCCCUCGAACGCACCGCCGGCCCGACCGUCGACACGCCCCUCGGCAAGCGAUGACUUGCGCAAGGAGGCGCUGGCGACUAGCGGCCGGGCGAAUGGCGGCGGUGGCGGCGGUGGCGAAGGCGUCACCAAGAAGGGCGAUGAGAGGAACUCGGGCAAGGUCGACACGUGGGAAGGCUUCUACGAGCCAGCCACCGGUGGGAACCCGCGAAAGUGGUACAGCCAGUACUGA
Molecule: messenger RNA, 300 nt
Organism: Purpureocillium takamizusanense
Lineage: Eukaryota; Fungi; Ascomycota; Sordariomycetes; Hypocreales; Ophiocordycipitaceae
Exons: 1
Coding region: 1-300 (99 amino acids)
Source: RefSeq, a predicted model, not a curated record